This is a messenger RNA of Bactrocera tryoni, 2660 nucleotides long. RefSeq names its product probable cytosolic oligopeptidase A. Gene Ontology annotation, biological process: peptide metabolic process; proteolysis. Gene Ontology annotation, molecular function: metalloendopeptidase activity. The record is from RefSeq and is a predicted model, not a curated record. The transcript has 3 exons. Bases 112 to 2286 code for a protein of 724 amino acids. Lineage: Eukaryota; Metazoa; Arthropoda; Insecta; Diptera; Tephritidae.
UUUAUUCAAUGCUGAUUGUGUAAACGCAUUUUUUAUAAAUUGCAAUUUGCAUUUUCUUGAAUUUCAUUGAAAGCAUUUCACAAUUAACAACUUUAGUGAGUUUUUUCCAAUAUGUAUACGGUGUUCCGUCGAAGUGGACUAAUAAAUAGUGUGAAACAAAGUCAAUACAUCAGUAAUCGAAAUGCCGGUUAUAUUGUCUUAGUUCCUGAGAUCGGAGAAGAUACACAUGCUGCUGAAGGUGUAUUGAAACCAGAUGGAUUGCCAGCAUUUAAUGAUAUAACUAUUGAAAAUUGCUUGGGAGCUAUAGGACAACAGGCAGGUUUGGUGGAGAAAACUGUGAAAAACUUUGAAAAUGAUAUUCAGGACAACAAAGUAAAUGUCAGCAAUCUAAGAGGCAUCUUCGAAGAAUUGGAUAAAGUGGCUGGACCUCUGGACACCACGUGGGGUAUAGCUAAAGCACUUUAUCUAGGUAAUAGUACUCUGAUACCUACCAAAUCCUAUAUGAAUAUCCAUGAACGUGCACGUAUUGCACGCGCUUCCAAGUACAAUAGUAAAGUAUUAUAUGAUGCACUUUCCCAACAAGAAGGCAAUGUGCAAGGUGUGGAGGCUCGAUUGUUACAACGUUUCUUAUUGGAGGGAAAAUUAAAUGGACUCACUCACACAGAGGAUAAAAGGGAGACCCUCAGAGAUAUUCUUGUACAAUUAGGCAAAGAACGUGCCAGCUUUAAAAAUAAAGUUAACAUGGCUGUACAUACGUUUGGACAUACCAUUAAGGACUAUAACCUUGUUCGUGAUUUCCCCGUGACGCUAUUGGAAGCAAUAUGUAAGGAUUCAACCUCAUUAACUGAAGGUCCCUGGAAAAUAACUUUACAACCACAAAUUGUGGAAGGAUUUCUAAAAUACUGCCCAGACCGUAUGCAACGUUGGAACGUGUGGCAAGCGAAUAUGCGUAAAGCGUCUGGUCAACAAGAGCGGAGUCUUGAGAAUAGUACGCAUUUGCAGGGUAUACGAGCUCUUAGGAAACGACAGGCAAACUUGUUAGGUUAUCCAAAUUACGCAGCGAUGUCGAUGCAGACCAAGAUGAUUAAAAGUGUAGACAAUUUAAAACAGGUAUUCGCAAAUCUUGUGAAGUUUGCUGGACCUGCUCAGUCAACAGAAAUUGAGCAGUUGCAAAACUUUGCAAUUGAAAGCGGAUUUCAGAACAAAUUGGAUGUAUAUGAUGUUGCAUACUGGCAACGCAAACAUCUAAUAGCUAACCAUCAAUUAAAUGAGGAACAGCUACGAGAAUAUUUCCCAUUACCAAACGUAUUCACCGGACUUUUUAAAUUAAGUGAGAAUUUGUUCAAUAUUCGUAUUGUUGAACGUCAAAAUGUUGAGGUUUGGCAACCGGCUGUAAAGUACUACGAUGUAUUCGAUAAUAGCGCCGGUGGUGGUGUAUCGCCGAUCGCUGGCUUUUACAUAGACUGCUACUCUAAGGAGAAUAAGUUCGGUAAAAAUAAUGGCUGGAUGGUGAGCAUACGAAAUCGAAACCCCUCAGCUGAGCUGACGCCUUUAUGUGCAUUAAUCUUUAACUUUACGGAACCUUUACAAGGAACACCAUAUUUACUAAAUUUCGACGAUUUAAAUAUGGUUUUCAAGACCUUCGGUUCAGCUUUACAACACCUUCUUACGAAAGCGCCAUACACAGACCUUGCCGGCCUUUCAAACAUCGAAUGGGAUGCUUCCCAAGUGGCGGGGAAUGUGAUGUGCAAUUUUCUUGAUAACCCAGCCAUAUUAAAGGAGCUUUCCAAACACUACACAAGUAAUGAGGCUAUAUCGGAUGACGUCUUACAAAAAAUACAUUUAUUAAAAACUAGCCUAGCUGGAUACAAUUUGUGUCAAGAGCUUUACAUCGCAGAUUUGGAUAUUGAAUUACACCAAUCCGACGCAUUUUGGCUGGAUGUAGUUAAAAAGCUGUGGCCUGUCUAUCAGUGCAUGCCUCUAGACAAAAAAGACGCGCACCCUUGUUCUUUGACGGAAAUAUUCUCUGGCGACUGGGGCGCUGCACAAUUCAGUCACCUGUAUUCGAAAGUGAUAGCUGCUGACAUUAGUUCCGAAUUUGCAGACAAGUCACCAGCUGAAAUGACGACGACGGGCCAACGCUUCAAGGAGACUUUCCUAGCGCUAGGUGGUUCCGUGCCUACAGCAGAAGUAUUUCGCCGUUUUCGCGGUCGUGAUCCGUCAGUGGAAGCGCUCCUCAAGUCCUUAAACAUACUGAAUAAAACACAAACUACUGGCGAUUUAUAGGUUACACUAUGUACAGCAUAAGUAGUGUGACACAAUCACUUCUGCUUUGUUUAUAUACAUAUGUAUGCCUUUAUGUAUAUAUCUUAUUUUUUAAUUGUCUGCGCAAUAGGAUUGUUGUUAAUUUUUAUUAAUAAUCACACAUAUGAACAUAAAAUGCCAAUUCAUAGCAAGAUAAUUUGUUGGAUAGACAAGCGUAAGCCGUGAAAAAUGUUCUGCACCAAAACAGCUGAAUAGCUUUAGAAACCAUUUGUUGCACUUUCCCCAUUACAUAUAAAGUAAUAAUGUUUAAAAGAAAUGAUGGUAAAAUUAUGUUUGUGUUCACUGUGAUGAAAAAAUAUACGAAUAAAAAAACAAAACUGGAGGAAACACUUUAA